AUGCAUUCCAACAGCUGUUUUACCUCUCUGUUCUCCUUUACUGGCCCCUCUACGAAGAGGUUGUUGGGUUGGAAGCAAGGAGACGAGGAAGAGAAGUGGGCUGAAAUGGCAGUGGAUUCCUUGGCGAAGAAGCUGAUGAAGAAAAGGGGUGCCUUGCAGGAACUGGAGAGAGCCCUCAGCUGCCCUGGGCAGCCCAGCAAGUGUGUGACCAUCCCCCACUCCUUGGAUGGAAGGAUGCAGGUCUUCCACCGCAAAGGGUACCCGCAUGUCAUCUACUGCCGAGUGUGGCGCUGGCCUGACCUGCAGUCUCAGCACGAAUUGAAACCCCUGGCCUGCUGUGAAUUCCCCUUUGGUUCCAAGCAGAAGGACGUCUGCAUCAACCCUUACCAUUACCAAAGAGUGGCAGCUCCAGUGUUGCCUCCAGUGUUGGUUCCAAGACAGAGUGAAUUCAACCCACAGUUCAGCCUCCUCAACAUAUUCCAAAAUGUGUCUCUUGAGAGUGAACAACAGAUGCCCAACAGCGCAACUCAGCCUGAUCCUCAGCAUGCAGAGCAGCCUCCCUGCACCCCUUUCCCAGCACCUCACAAUAUGCCCACUCCGUCAGCAAGCACCAUGGGCUACCCAGUCACCCCAGGAUGUGCAGCUGCUCCAGAAAGGCCUUCUGAACUCACAGAUGUCCAACUUGUGAGCUAUGAGGAACCCGAGCAGUGGUGCUCAGUUGCCUAUUACGAACUCAAUACAAGAGUAGGACAGACUUUUCAGGCCUUUUCUCGAAGCAUACUAAUAGAUGGCUUUACAGAUCCUUCAAACAAGGACCACUUCUGCCUUGGAUUGUUCUCUAAUAUUAACAGGAACUCUUCCAUAGAAAACACCCGGAACCACAUCGGAAAAGGUGUCCACCUGUAUUAUGUGGGGGGAGAGGUCUUUAUUGAGUGCUUGAGCGACUGUAGCGUUUUUGUCCAGAGCUCGAAUGCCAACUGUGAGCGUAGCUUCCACCCGAGCACCGUCUGCAAAAUCCCCAGUGGAUAUAACCUGAAGAUCUUCAACAACCUGCUCUUUGCACAACUGCUUUCCCGGUCAGUUAACUGUGGUUUUGAGGCCGUCUCUGAGCUCACCAAGAUGUGCAUUAUCCGGAUGAGCUUCGUUAAAGGCUGGGGAGCAGGCUACCAUCGCCAGGCAAUCACCAGUACCCCGUGUUGGGUGGAGAUCCACCUUCAUGGAGCUUUGAAAUGGCUGGACAAGGUGCUGAGGGAAAUGGGCUCUGCGGAGGCUCCCAUCUCUUCCGUUUCAUAAGAAUCAUCUCCAACAUCUGGUGGACAAACAUGGCUUCAGAUAUAUA
Messenger RNA from Protobothrops mucrosquamatus (brown spotted pit viper), 1339 nucleotides. Its product is annotated as mothers against decapentaplegic homolog 9-like. NCBI's taxonomy places the organism in Eukaryota, Metazoa, Chordata, Lepidosauria, Squamata, Viperidae. The coding region runs from base 1 to 1293 and encodes 430 amino acids. Gene Ontology annotation, cellular component: heteromeric SMAD protein complex. Gene Ontology annotation, biological process: SMAD protein signal transduction; cell differentiation; transforming growth factor beta receptor signaling pathway. Gene Ontology annotation, molecular function: RNA polymerase II cis-regulatory region sequence-specific DNA binding; DNA-binding transcription factor activity, RNA polymerase II-specific; I-SMAD binding. The transcript has 5 exons. The record is from RefSeq and is a predicted model, not a curated record.